AGGCGCAUAGGGGGAGGAGCCGCUGUGAAAUGGAGAAGAGGGAAGGAAGUCCCUGUGGAUUCAAAAAGGAGACGGUGAACAAACUGCUCCAGCACCACUUCAAAGAUGAGAAAACACAAGUCAGUGAUGAUGCUUUGUUGCUGGUGGCGGAACUGCUCAAAGUGUUUGUUCGCGAGGCCGCAGCACGAGGAGCACGGCAGGCCCAGGCAGAGGACCUGACCAGGGUAGAUGUGGAACAUGUGGAAAAAGUGCUGCCCCAGCUGCUUCUGGACUUCUAGAGAGCACAGACCGUAGAGCCAGUGUUCCUGUUAGCACCCAAAUAUCGUCUGGAUUCUGGACGAAGCGGAUGACGGACUCGUUUUUUUUUUAAACAUGCAACCUGUUGUGAAAAGACUUUGCUGGAGGAUAUAGUCUUGGCUGCUCUCCUUCCCUCUUUCAAAGCUGCUGCUGUCUGCUUGUCUUUUUCCUGGGUACGCAAUAAUGGUUUAAGUGUUGCUUGAAAGGGCUUAGAGUCCGUCUGUCUUUAUGCAACGGAAGGCCUGGAGCAGAGGGCACCUGGCCCAUCCUGUCGCUUCCCAUUCACAGCCAGGCCGUGUCUACACUUUCUUUUCCGAUGGGAAAAACAGGUGCCUUUCUGUAGGGAUGUGUGGAAAGAGUGAAUACGCCUGGAAGACUUCCCCACACUGUGGGCUCUCAUCACCUCAGCAGGCUUCUAAAGGCCAGCUCCAGGCCUGUCUGCCGUCUGAGCUCUUAAACAGGAGCUAGCCCCAUGUCUAUGCCAACAGCAGGUACCUGAUCUUUAUUUUAUAAAUAAACAGUGCCUGUCCCUCAGUCCUUUCCAGCAUUCCACUGGGGCCAUGACAUCAAAGAGGGCUUGGAACCUUUUAACCAUUUGAUAUUCCUCUCAGAAGCUGCUUCCCUCUGCUAUAAAUUUGUUCUCACAAAGAAACUUCAAUAAAUCAAAAAUAGUCUCCCUCC
Molecule: messenger RNA, 978 nt
Organism: Eublepharis macularius
Lineage: Eukaryota; Metazoa; Chordata; Lepidosauria; Squamata; Eublepharidae
Gene: CENPX
Product: centromere protein X
Exons: 5
Coding region: 30-278 (82 amino acids)
Biological process (GO): resolution of meiotic recombination intermediates; DNA repair; replication fork processing
Cellular component (GO): FANCM-MHF complex; Fanconi anaemia nuclear complex
Molecular function (GO): protein heterodimerization activity
Source: RefSeq, a predicted model, not a curated record